Molecule: messenger RNA, 1171 nt
Organism: Pelobates fuscus (common spadefoot toad)
Lineage: Eukaryota; Metazoa; Chordata; Amphibia; Anura; Pelobatidae
Gene: EEF2KMT
Product: eukaryotic elongation factor 2 lysine methyltransferase
Exons: 8
Coding region: 106-1131 (341 amino acids)
Source: RefSeq, a predicted model, not a curated record
CAUGGUUCCUGUAACGUCACAGGUCGUUUAGCUGGACAGGAAGCAGCCUUGUUUUAAACUCAUGCAACAUGUUUUAGAACUUUGACAUUUAAACAAAUUAGCGCUAUGGACAAAGAUGUUUUGUCUGAUUUGUUCCAGCGAUAUUUUUUAAGUUGCCGACGUCUUUCGUCACUGCCAUGGAAGGAACUUCAGGAAUUACUUCAAUCAGAGCCCUCCUUUGUGCUGACAAUUUUACAAAAGACCUUUUUUCAUCCUUUGUGCCAAAAAUACCCACCAGCACUGCGGUACAGAAGACUUUUCUUGUCAGAGUUGAUAAAAAAGCAUGAAUCUACUGGAGCUGAUCCUCCGGAUGUGUUGUAUGAUGCAUUUGCUGAUGUACUAAACACAGAUGAGGAUACCAUGUGUCAUAAAACCUAUUUUCUACCCUCUGGGGAAACUGUUACACUCUCAGAAAAUGUAGCAUUUGUCUCAGAAGGAACAACAGGCCUGGUGACUUGGGAGGCAGCUCUUACAUUGGCAGAAUGGUCUAUUGCACACAUGGAUAUAUUCAAAAACCGAACUAUUUUAGAGCUGGGAAGUGGUGUUGGCCUCACUGGAAUUGCAGUAUGCAAGAGCUGUAUUCCAAAGAAAUAUGUAUUUAGUGACUGUCACCAUCGAGUUUUGAAACAACUAACCGAGAACAUCUGUUUGAAUGGCUUCCAACUAAGUGAAGAACAAAAGUCCCAAUCUAAAGAGCAAUUCCUUUCAGAUACUGAACAUGGGAAAUCUGCAGACAAUGUUAAAAUAUCAGUUAUCGAUCUUCAUUGGGAAUCGGUUACAGAAAAACAAUUUUUACACAUCCAAACUGAUGUGGAUGUGGUUAUUGCGUCAGAUGUGAUUUAUGAUCCAGAGAUAAUUAUAUCUUUAUCCAAAUUCUUAAACAAAUUGUUCAUGUGCAUGAAAAAUGGAAGGGUUCUGGAAGUGUUUAUAGCGUCUACAAUUCGAAAUCCUGAAACAUAUAGUUUUUUUAAAACCUCCCUUGAUGAACAUGGUCUGAGUUGGGAAGUAGUUCUUGGUCAUGAGAAGACUUCAUUAUCACAAGAUUCAAACUACUGUGUAGAAAUCUUGAAAAUCACAUCAGUUGUAAAAUGAUUAUGAUUUGUUAAUGAUAUAUUAAAGUGUUUUAAUAAUG